Messenger RNA from Cyphellophora europaea CBS 101466, 3414 nucleotides. RefSeq lists its product as uncharacterized. The record is from RefSeq and is a predicted model, not a curated record. The transcript has a single exon. Gene Ontology annotation, molecular function: protein binding; RNA binding. Lineage: Eukaryota; Fungi; Ascomycota; Eurotiomycetes; Chaetothyriales; Cyphellophoraceae. Gene Ontology annotation, biological process: positive regulation of transcription by RNA polymerase I; positive regulation of rRNA processing. The coding region runs from base 1 to 3414 and encodes 1137 amino acids. Gene Ontology annotation, cellular component: nucleolus.
AUGUCCAAGAAAAGCAAGCGCAACGCCGACGAGGCCUUCGAGCAGGCUGCCAGCAUCAAUACCAGCGCUGGAGAAAUUGCAGGCAGUGAACAUGCGACGAAACGCCAGAAGAAACAUAAGUCAAAGAAGCACCGACGAGAGUCCUCGGGCAUCGAUGAUGCGGCAGCGCAGCUCUUGAGAGAGGAGAAGCAGUCCAGCUCACAAGAUGUGCCGCAAGAGGCGAGCCAGCCUUGUGGUGCGGACAAAACGAACAGUAAGCGGAAAAGGAAGAGCGCACACCGCGACUCCCUGGCUGCAAAAUCACCGAGCGUGGAUGCCCGAGAGGUCUCUUCUGCAGUCGAGGCUGGUCGAUCUCCGGUGAAUACUAAGUAUGAUGUCGAUUCAGGGACUGGGCAGCAGAGCACAAAAGUCAGCGUCAAUAAGCGAAAGCGCGAAAACAAACGACACCGGGCUGAAGCGGCGGAUGAAGACAAGUCGGCAACCCACACGCAACAGACUGAGGAAGAGGCUGCGUCUCGACUCAGCAGAAGCGAGAAAAAGAGGGAGCGAAAGAGAUUAAAGGCACUGUCAAAGAAGUCAGAAGAGCAGCGAGCAGUCGUACCUCUGGAGGCGCGAAUUCAAGACCCUGAUGAUGUCGCAUCUGAGGACAUCAAGCAACAAUCUGAGGACGAAAGCAAGAUAUCCGAAGAUGGUGGAGUCAUGCUCGACGAAACAAUGCCUCUGGCAGACCGCAUACAAGCUCCGCGAAGAACUAAGCGGAAGAUGAAGUCCAAAUCAAAGAUUUCCCAGAUCUUCAGUGACAAUUGGUCUUUGUCUGACGCCGCGGCUGGCUCCUUCAGUGACCAGGACCCAAUCAUGACAGACGACGACCAAUACCUGAUACUGCCUACUGUAAGCGAGGUCAGGAUAUACUCGACAUCAACAUCGCUACUCGUCAGAUCACUACGAACCCACGGCACCAUUGUCGGCUGUGUUAUCUCCAAGUCGGAUCCAUCAAAGAUACUUGCAGCGCGAAGUGAUGGCAACCUCAGCGUGUGGGAUUGGACUACAGGUCGAAAGCACCGAGAGUGGAGGUCUCCACGGGGUCUUCGGGCGCUCGUGUCAAUGUCUGCUAAAGGACCUGGUGGGUCGGAGCUUGUACUGGCUCUACAUGGUGAUGAUUCUGAAGAUCGUCAACUCGCCGUGUAUGCUUUGGUGGAAGGGACAGAAGCAGUACUUCUGCAAACACUGCUCACCCGAAAACGCCUCAACGCUGAGGUCCAGCUUUACGAACAAGCGGGCUUUGUUGUGGUCUCUGCAUACAGCCGUCUCAUCAUUGGUGUUUCGACUGGCUUGCAAUCACCUGAUUACGAGCAGUCGGCAGUUACAUGGCGGGAAUUUGCCAUGCCGAGUAACAUUGAAUCUCUGGAUGCCCGAGUCUACGAGACUGAGGGCAAGUCCUCGCGAAAGAGGCUUGAUGUUGUUGUAGGUCUGAAGAACGGCUCAAUCGUGCUGUACGAGGAUGUACUGUACAAGAUGAUUGCCCGCGAGAAAAAGAAGCAGGACGAUGAGAUUGCAGCUCGGUACCUCAACUGGCACCGCACCGCGGUCAACACGGUCAAGUGGUCGCGAGAUGGCGACUAUGUGAUUUCUGGAGGCAAUGAGACCGUGCUCGUAAUCUGGCAGCUCGACACCAACAAACAACAAUUCCUGCCCCAUCUGUCCACCGAGAUCAAGCGGCUUUCGGUCUCCAGAAAGGGAUCCUCGUAUGUCUUAUAUCUCAACGACAACUCUGUCAUGGUACUUUCCACAGCAGACCUUCAGCCAAUGGCAAACGUCAGCUUGCUCGCCGCACAAAGAUCUGGCAGCCUUGCAGCAGUCAUGCAUUCCACCAAGCCAGGGCAUCUCUUAACCGCCGUUCCUCGGAGCGUGACAGCUUCUCAUGCUGGCGAGGCGACUUCCCUUCAGACCUACGAUAUACAGUCUGAUAUCCAGAUUGCCAGACAGGCGCUGACUCGUAACCUGACCACCACCAUCAAUGUCGGGCCCGACGGCUCAUUUAUCAAGGAACCGAAUGUCGGACACGUCGCGCUGUCCUACGACGGCGCAUGGUUUGCCAGUGUGGAGGAAUGGUCCCCACCGUCUUCCUCACUAGAGGUCACAUACCUUAUAGGCGAUUCAGCGCGACAGGAGCGGACCGAGAUAACUCUGAAAUUCUGGUCCUCGUCCUCGCCGAGCGAGAACGACUCGGAGUGGGCGCUCACCUCUCGGGUAGACUCCCCACACCACAAGUCGCGAGUCCUUGCGCUUGCCUCAUCACCGCUUCGGGCAGAGUUUUCGACACUUGCAUCCGACGGCACGGUGCAGGUAUGGAUCCCGAGACCCAGACGCAGAGACGGAGUCCUGGUUCGAGGUGUUAACGGCCAGACACUCUACAACUGGUCCGUCUCUCGGCAGGUCCCGCUUAACCCUUCCUCAACCGUGAGCGCCGGCGCGCUGGCAUAUUCGGAGGAUGGCUCAGUGCUCGCCGCCUCGCUGUCGACCUCAAGCCACAGUACGCAAUGGACGAGUCUCAUCCCGCUCACGGGCACUAGCUCCAGCUCACGCAUUGACCCCGCGUCGAUCUCUCACACACCAUCUCUACACCCACCCUUCGCGAGCUUCCUCUACUCCGCUUUCACAGGGCCGCAGCUCGUGACUUUGUCACCAUCAUUUCUAUCCGUCCACGACACCAUCAACAGCCUCACCAUGACCCCCACACCCUUAGGCGGAGACUUCACCCUCGCCACCGCAGGCACGACCCGGCGCAUCACCCACCACCUAGCCGCCAACCCCCUCGACGGCACCAUCGCCAUCGCGCUGAACCCUGCACAUGCCUUCCUGCCAGGCAGUCGCGUCCUCGUGCUCUCGCUGCGAGGAGGCGCCCAGGACCUGCCUACCAACGCGGAAGACGACACGCAGACGGAGAAGAAAGCAGCCGGCAGUCCCGUUAUCUUUGAGGCGCUCCUCCACGGCCAGACGAGAGCGCUGCUCCCCCGUGCAGGCGCGCCAGGCUACGUUGUCGUCGACAGCAAUGCCGAGGUGCGGCAGAUUCGCGGCCCCGGAUCCGCUGCCACGCGUGCAUUCCGACCAUUCACCACCACCGCCGCAGGAGCGGGCUUGGCGCAUGGCGGUGAGCUGCAAAGGGGCUUGGACGCUAUCUUUGGCAAGGCGUCGGCAGCUACGACUACGACGGGUGCUGCUGCACGCGCGGAGGACCGCGGGCAGCGCGACGCGGCGCCAGCGCCAGCGGCGGAGUUGGAAGGCACAGGCACAGGUGCGGGCACGAGACGGGUGGAGGAUGUGCUGGGCUGGCAGACGAGCGUGGCGGUGCCGAGCGUCAGAGAGGUGUUUGAACGGGUGGUCGGCUUGUUUCGGAAGCCGCAGCAGGUCUGA